This is a messenger RNA of Striga hermonthica, 1608 nucleotides long. NCBI's taxonomy places the organism in Eukaryota, Viridiplantae, Streptophyta, Magnoliopsida, Lamiales, Orobanchaceae. The record is from the annotation of a GenBank genome assembly.
AUGGCGCAGACGAUGGGCUACCUAGAAGAAUUUGAUAAAGAGAGGCCGGAUCCUGAGAUAAACGGCAAAAAUACCGCCUUUAUUCCAAAGAACGAACGAGUUCAAGAGCUUCGUGUCAAGGUAAAAAUUCAUGAUGAGAAAAUACAAUUUCGCCCGCCACCGGGCUCGACUCUCUGUGCUGUCUGCGCAAAUGAGGGAAAUUGUAAAGUUGUUCUGUCGAGAACAAAGAUGAUGAACACACUAGUAGAUAUGGGAAAGCCUCAAGAAUCCGUAUCCAUUUUUAACGAUUUAAUCCAAGAAGGACACAAGCCCAAUUUGAGAACCUAUAACGUGCUUGUUUGGGCUUGGUGUACUGAAAAGAAUAUGAAGGCGGCUUGGGAUUUAGUGACGGAAAUGGCGGCCUUGGGCAUGGGGCCCAAUGUCAUCACUUACAACAUGUUGGCUACGGCUUAUAUUAAGGAUGGGCAGAUGAGGGAGGCCAACGUAAUUCUGGAAAUGGCAAGGAAUAAUGUGCGUCCGAAUGAAUGGACCUGCGGCAUUAUAAUCUCAGGCUACUGCAAGGAAGGCAGAAUACAGGACGCCUUGAGAUUCGUUAACAAGAUGAAGGAUCUCGGGAUAAAGCCUAAUCUCGUCAUUUUCAAUUUGUUGAUCAAGGGGUGUCUUGACGCAUCAGGUAUUAGUGGCAUUGAUGAGGUUUUAGAUUUGAUGGCGAAAUUCGAGGUCAAACCGGACGUAAUCUCGUUCAGCACCAUCAUGAAUGCAUGGAGCGAGGCCGGCUACAUGAUCAAGUGCCGGGAGGUUUUUGAGGACAUGGUUCGGGCCGGCAUAAAGCCCAAUGUCCAUGCAUACAGCAUCCUAGCCAAGGGCUACGUGUGGGCCCAGGAGCUCGAGAAGGCAGAGGAACUACUGGCUGCCAUGGAGAAAGCCCGUGUCGGCCCGAAUGUUGUGGUGUACACAAUUGUAAUCAGUGGAUGGUGCAACCGGGGCUUGAUGGUGUCCGCCCUUACGGUUUUUGGAAAAAUGGUCAAGAAGGGGAUUUCCCCCAAUCUAAAUACGUUUGAAACCCUAAUCCGGGGAUAUGCAAAAAACAAGCUGCCGGGGAAGGCCAAGGAAGUUCUGCAGGUUAUGGAGAAGUUUGGGGUUUGGCCCAAAAAGAGCACUUUUGGGUUGAUUUCCCAAGCUUCGUGUGGGGCCAGUCUAGCCGAUGCGGCAAACCGGAUAUUGGGCUCGUCUGGAAAUUCGGGUAUGGAUCAGGAAAUGCAUGAAGAUGGCCUAGAGAGAUAUUACAAGAAGAAAGGGGUGAAAACUCGUGAUGAGAAAAUACAAUUUCACCCGCCACUGGGCUCGACUCUCUGUGCUGUCUGCGCAAAUGAGGGAAAUUGUAAAGUUGUUCUGUCGAGAACAAAGAUGAUGAACACACUAGUAGUUAUGGGAAAACCUCAAGAAUCCGUAUCCAUUUUUAACAAUUUAAUUCAAGGACACAAGCCCAAUCUGAUAACCUACAACGUGCUUGUUCGGGCUUGGUGUACCGAAAAGAAUAUGAAGGCGGCUUGGGAUUUAGUGUCGGAAAUGGCGGCCUCGGGCGUGGGGCCCGAUGCCAUCACUUAA